Carica papaya (papaya) is the source of this 909-nucleotide messenger RNA. RefSeq names its product ABSCISIC ACID-INSENSITIVE 5-like protein 3. Gene Ontology annotation, molecular function: DNA-binding transcription factor activity. The record is from RefSeq and is a predicted model, not a curated record. Gene Ontology annotation, cellular component: nucleus. Gene Ontology annotation, biological process: positive regulation of DNA-templated transcription. NCBI's taxonomy places the organism in Eukaryota, Viridiplantae, Streptophyta, Magnoliopsida, Brassicales, Caricaceae.
AUGGGUGCUGAUAGAGUUAUGGUAUCGUCUCCUAAUAGACCAGAGGAGCAAGAGUUUCAAUCCCAGAAGAGCCAGGGUUCUGUUUACACUCUCGCCAUUGACGAGGUUCAAACACUGUGUAAGAAGUCGUCGUCGUCUUCUUCUUCUUCUUCUUCAUUUUCACAUCCCCUAAUUCUAGGAAACCUUAAUUUGCACGGAACACUGUGUAAGAAAACGGUAGAUGAAGUCUGGAGGGAUAUCGUUCAUUGCGAUCAUGGAAAUGACGGCGUCCAAACCCAACAAAUUCAGCGACAAUUGCCGCUGGGAGAAACUAGAAUUGAAGAUUUUCUGGCCAGGGCUGGCAUCAUUAAUAUAGGAAAUACCCAUCGAAGUAACCUCAUUGAUCAUCAACCUCUCAUGUCAGUCGAUCCAAUGGUUAUCAUGUCGCAUCAGCAUGCAGAUUGGUUGCAGUUCCAGAUGUCUUCUUUCCAACAACAGCAGCAGCAGAAUUUGACGAUGGUGGAUUCGAGUUUUUGUGUUUCUGAAUCAAUGUGUGAAAACCCAGUUGUGGAUUGUGGUUAUGGUGAGACCCAGUUAGGUGUUACAGCAAUACCGCCGUUGCAGGCAAUGGUAGCAACUCCGGCGGAGUCGCAGGGAGGUGGGGAGCAGAGAAAACGGCGGUACACGGAUGAGAUGAUGGAGAAGACAAUUGAGAGGAGACAGAAGAGAAUGAUCAAGAACCGUGAAUCAGCUGCUCGAUCCAGGGCGAGGAAGCAAGCAUAUACAAAUCACUUAGAGAAUGAAGUGUUUCACUUAAGGAAAACAAAUAGCUGGCUCAAAAAGCAAAAGGAAGCAGAAGUUAUGUUAUCGACGGUUCCAGUAUCCGGGAGUAAAUACCAACUGCGACGUACGAGCUCGGCUCAAUUUUAG